AUGAACAGUGGAAUUCUCUUCUUGUCCCUCCUUGGCUUUGUCCCACUCGUGAUACCCAUGUGCCCUGUGCCAUGCAAGUGUGCUACCAACAUUAUUGACUGCACUUCAAAAGGCCUAACUGUAGCAAAACUACCAGUUACCUUCCGCCCUUCGGCUGAAAUUAUCCACCUUGGUUACAACAGGCUCACCUCUAUUCCCAAUGGGCUCUUUGACAAUCUAAAGAGCCUCCAGGUAGUCUACCUACAGGGCAACCCUUGGGAAUGCAACUGUGACAUCCUCUACUUGCGCUCGUGGCUCCAGUGGCAGCAGAACCGGACCUUAUACAGGGAUGUGAGAUGCAGCGCCCCAGCUCACCUGCAGGACCGAAUCAUUGCCUAUCUUACAGAAGAUGAGAUCAUCUCCACGUGCCAGUACUGGUACUGCAGCCUGGCUUUCUUCUCUCAGCUCUGUCUCUUCAUCUUCCUUUUCCUCCAGGGUAUCUUGGUUAUCUUCAUCAUAGUCUACCUGCAGAAAUUUCGGAGAAUGAGCAGUGAAGCCCGGAGCACCACUCAAGAUCUACACCAGCACGUGGACACCUGGGUAUCUUCUUCAAGAAGCCCCUACAACAGUGAUUAA
Molecule: messenger RNA, 615 nt
Organism: Tauraco erythrolophus (red-crested turaco)
Lineage: Eukaryota; Metazoa; Chordata; Aves; Musophagiformes; Musophagidae
Source: RefSeq, a predicted model, not a curated record